AUGGAUCACGACCACAUCGCCCAAGCUCUCAGGGCGAAGAAGAGACCUCAAUCCCGCGCUUCAACUGCCUCUGUCCACAGCAUCUCUACGCAGCCAACUAUGGAACAACAAUCCUUUGCCGACGCGCCCGAGUUGUAUUCGGCACAAUGGGUUAACAACGACCAAAGACAACAGAGAAGCCUCGCACCCGCGUCGCGGAUAACCCCGGAAGAAAUGAUGCUACACGCCGCGGCAACCCAGAUGCAAAACGCCCGCGAGUACUCCAUGCCUCCUGGAAUGAAUGCUUCCAUGAGCCAUUCAAUGUCGUUCCAGCAACACGCCAUGCCACGGCAUCCUCUGCCCUCCGAAAGCUUCGCCAAUAACAGCUUCACCGACGAUAGCCAGCUAAUGGACCGUGACGAGGAUGAUUCUUUGGCUGGGGCCAUGGGCUUGCAAAAGUCGAGCUCUGCCAGGUCCAGUGCUAACAAUGAACUGGAGAUGCGUCACCUAUUCAACGCAAACAAGCACCGCGGCCUGCAAGAUGUUGCCAAGGAACUCCACGGCAAUGAGCGAGGCCCCAACUCCGAACGUACCCGGCAAGUAUUUGCUAUGCUCUGGAUCAACUCAGUAUGCACCAAGGGCAAAGGAUCUGUGCCCCGAGGCAGAGUCUAUGCCAACUACGCGUCUCGAUGUGCCACUGAGAGAAUUACCGUGUUGAACCCCGCUAGUUUUGGCAAACUCGUUCGUGUGCUUUUCCCUGGCCUGAAGACUAGGCGUCUUGGAGUGAGAGGUGAAUCCAAGUAUCAUUACGUCAAUUUCACCCUGGUCGAUGACCAACCCGAUCUUCGCGAACCGGAACCUCAUAUUCCAGUAGCUAUCUCAGAGCCAAGUCGUUCACAGAGCUUCAGCACAGCGCCCACCAAAGCACAGCCAGCGAAAGCUGUGCUGCCCUCACCUGAUGCUGCCAAACGUCCGGAAAGCCCUGCCCAAGCAUCGAAUAGCCACUCACGGUCACACAGCUUUUACAGUCAUCCGAAUGUGACUAGCGCGGACCAUCUGAACUCUUCCACUUCGAAAACAUCUCUCCAAUUUUCAUUCCCUUCAGAGGCAGAUGAGGCUCUGCUUCAAUCGAAUGAUCCUCUUGUGCUACCCCGAAUGGAGCCUUUCCUGCCCAGUGGAACUGACCCCGAUGCUGCAAAGAGUCUGUCUGCUCUUUACAGGUCACAUUGCACUUCACUAGUGGAAUGUGUUCGCUACUGCAAAGAAAAGACCUUCUUUCAUCUUUAUACAUCCUUCCAAGGCACAUUGACCAUGCCUGUCCAAAAGUUACUUGGCCACCCAAGUCUCGCCCCUUGGAUUGAGGAGUGCGACUUCAUCCUCUACCAGCGCAUGUUGAGGAUCAUCUCCGGCCUAACACUUCAAGUAGUGCCAAAGCCUGUUUUGGACACCUUACGCAACAUUUCGGAGCGUCUUGUGCCUCAUGUUCGGGACGCUUUCCAGGGACAGCCGCAUCAUGUUAUUCGAGCGAAGGAGGCCCCAGCUACUAUUUUCGCGGCUUUGCUUGACCGAGCUCUGAGAGUCAACCUCACCGCGCACGCAGCAGCUAACAUGUUGUCAAACCCGGCCAACCGAGACCAAAUGUACCUCGAUUGGAUCACCAUGGUCCGCGUUCGUAAGGUCGCUGAAUGUGUACCCACCCGUGGUAUGGACGAUCUGGUCAACCUCCUCGUCUCCGAGCUUCGCGAUCUUCUCAACCCGAUGAAUGUGCCUUGGGAGGUGGAGUGUUUGACAGUGUAUGGCGAUAUUGCUUUGAGAAACGGCCGUCAACCUGGAGCCGAGGGUACCGCAGACGCUAAUGGACAAAAUGUGCUGGAGCGUUGGGUCGGCUUUCUUAAGUCGUUGCCAACAAGGUUUCCCUACGCAACGCAUACGGAUAUUGUCUACUGUGUGCAAAGGGUCGGCACGGCAGUCAUGCGUGAUCUGACCAUGGCCCAGGGCAAGAGCUUCGGAUCUUGGUGGGUGACGAAGUGCUGGAUUGAUGAAAUGACUUGCUUCCUUGCAGAACAGGGAGGUUUCCUCAACAUGAGGACUUCGGGCGCUUCGGCGGCUGUCGCCAACUCCCAGGUAGCAGGUCAGGAGACAAGCCGACAAGGAUCACGAUACAGCACCGGCAGCGAGGAGUUCAACUUUUCCAAUCUUCCUCAAGCACAGCCAGACAAGGCACCAUUCCCGCCAGCAAACAGUCAAGGGCAGGUUGACUCGGCGGGCAUGGCAGGGGGUAGUAACCCUGACGAUAGCGGCAUCGGCAUCCGGACGCCGGAGGAAGACUUCCCAAUGGACAAAUACACCUUCUCGCACUCGGAGGUCAACCAAGCGCUUCUUGCCAACGCUGAGUUACAACAAUGA
Messenger RNA from Colletotrichum truncatum, 2385 nucleotides. RefSeq names its product RFX DNA-binding domain-containing protein. The record is from RefSeq and is a predicted model, not a curated record. NCBI's taxonomy places the organism in Eukaryota, Fungi, Ascomycota, Sordariomycetes, Glomerellales, Glomerellaceae. Gene Ontology annotation, molecular function: RNA polymerase II cis-regulatory region sequence-specific DNA binding; DNA-binding transcription factor activity, RNA polymerase II-specific. Gene Ontology annotation, biological process: regulation of transcription by RNA polymerase II.